AUGUUUGUGUAUCAUAUAAACAAACCUUCCGGAGGUAUUCUAAAAGAAGGUAUUGUUACCAUAGGAGAUGGCAGCACCAUACUUGUUAUUGCCCCGAAUUUUCCAGUGAGACAAAAUGUGGAGCUGGUGGGCGAGCCAGCACGGUCCCUGCAGCUUCCUGUGUCCUACUGCUCAAAGAGUAGUGAGGACAGGGCUCUCUACUGGAACCGUGAAAUGAGGAUGGAAAAGGCAAUAGUUUUACUUUGUGUUGACAAACCUGUCACAGCUUCCCGAACAUCUCUUCCAAUAUGGAUGAUUGCUCUCAUUGUGUUUGGAGUGUUGGCAAUCAUUGGAGUCACUAUUGGUCUCCUGGUUCAUUUUCUGGCAGUAGAAAACAGGACCUACUACUAUCAAGGAAGCUUUAAAGUGCUGAAUAUUCCAUAUAACAGAAAUUACGAAAGGGAGACAUCACCAGAAAAUAACUACCUUAGUAAAAUUCUUGAGACGAAGAUGGUUGAUGCAUUUCACACUUCUAGCAUUUACAGACAAUAUAUCAAUUCUCAAGUCAUCACACUGGUUCCUGAUAACGACAACAGUGUGACAGCACAUAUAUGGCUGGUAUUCAAGGCUCCCAGAUCAACAAAGGACAACACAAGAAGAAGAAUUGAAAACGUCUUACAUCAGAUGCUGAAGAACCAGUCAGGAUCCUUGACUACAGAUCCUAAUUCUCUUAGGCUCACGGAAAUCAGUAAGGUUGAUGCUGAGAAGAUGAUCAACAACCGCUGUGGGAGACGAGCGAGGAUGUCAGCCACGUACGAUAGAAUCAAGGGAGGUUCCAAUGCUCAGGAAGGAGAAUGGCCAUGGCAAGCAAGUCUCAAAAUAAAUGGUCGGCACUACUGUGGGGCGUCAUUGAUCAGCGACAGAUACCUGGUGACGGCAGCUCACUGCUUUCAAAAGACAAAAAAUCCAAACAACUAUUCUGUCAGUUUUGGCACUAAAGUAAAUCCCCCCUAUAUGCAACAUUAUGUUCAACAAAUCAUUACCCAUGAAAACUACAUCCAGGGUCAACAUCAUGAUGAUAUUGCAGUUAUACAGCUCACUGAAAGAGUCUUAUUUAAGAAUGAUGUACAUCGAGUUUGUCUUCCUGAAGCUACACAGAUUUUCCCUCCGGGUGAAGGAGUUGUUGUUACAGGAUGGGGAGCAUUUUCAUAUAAUGGUGAAUACCCAGUAUUACUUCAGAAAGCACCUGUGAAGAUUAUUGACACAAACACUUGUAAUUCUCCAGAAGCAUAUAAUGGUUUGAUACUGGAUACAAUGAUGUGUGCUGGGUACAUGAAAGGAAAUAUUGAUGCCUGUCAGGGUGACUCUGGAGGACCACUAGUUUAUCCCAAUUCUCGAAGUAUCUGGUACCUUGUUGGAAUAGUGAGCUGGGGAGUUGACUGUGGUAAAAUCAAUAAGCCAGGGGUCUAUACGCGAGUGACCUCCUACCGCAACUGGAUUGCCUCCAAGACUGGCAUCUAA
This is a messenger RNA of Tupaia belangeri chinensis (Chinese tree shrew), 1500 nucleotides long. Its product is annotated as transmembrane protease serine 11B-like protein. The record is from RefSeq and is a predicted model, not a curated record. The transcript is spliced from 11 exons. NCBI's taxonomy places the organism in Eukaryota, Metazoa, Chordata, Mammalia, Scandentia, Tupaiidae. Gene Ontology annotation, molecular function: serine-type endopeptidase activity. Gene Ontology annotation, biological process: proteolysis. Bases 1 to 1500 code for a protein of 499 amino acids.